This is a messenger RNA of Phragmites australis (common reed), 2172 nucleotides long. Its product is annotated as membrane-bound O-acyltransferase GUP1. The record is from RefSeq and is a predicted model, not a curated record. Gene Ontology annotation, cellular component: endoplasmic reticulum. Bases 266 to 1840 code for a protein of 524 amino acids. Lineage: Eukaryota; Viridiplantae; Streptophyta; Magnoliopsida; Poales; Poaceae. Gene Ontology annotation, molecular function: acyltransferase activity. The transcript has 19 exons.
CUUUCACUUCGAACGCUGAUGUGAGGUAUCUCUGUGACGGUGCAGAUCCAACGGCCAGGACCACUCCUCCCUCGCCCCCCACGCUUCGCCGCGGCCGCCGGCGUCCUCCGCCGCCGUUUGACCUAGGAUUAUUGGAUCUCGGUCCCCCGCCACCUCUGCUCUCUGAUUCUCCUCUCCUCUAGCCGGGAGGCCUUCUCCUGAUCUCUCCCGUCGCCCACUCCCAUUCCCCACGCUUGGGCUGACGAGUUGGAGGUUGCUGGCGGAGAUGGGCGGCGUGCCCUGGAAGCGCGUGGAGCUCGCCGUUCUCCUUCUCUACGCGCUGGUCUUCUACCUCGUCGUGAUCCGGAGGUCGCUUCGCCUCUCACACGAUUACGCUGGGAGGCUCUACGGCUUACGUGCGGGAUCACUUGCGGGUCAUCUGAAUGACGUGUCUGAUCCUCAAUGGAGAAACUUCCGCGGAAACUUGCCCAUUCUGACCGUUGUAAUGGGAGCAUUUCUGAUUCUAGUUAACACAUUGCGAUACUGCUAUGGCUUGAAGGGGCGAGGGACAGCUUUGUUGUGGCUGAUACUCUCCUUGAGCUAUUUAUGUUAUCUCCACGGUGCUUGUGUUGCCUUCAUUCUUCUAAUUUCAUGGAUUAAUUACUCCAUAGUGAAGCUAUUUGCUCGAUAUAAGUACUGUACUGGCCUCAUUUGGAGCUUCAACUUAUCUGUUCUUAUUCUUAACCGAGUCUAUGAAGGCUAUUCAUUCUCAUAUUUCGGGCAAAAGCUGGCAUUUCUAGACAACUAUCGGGGUACAUUUCGAUGGCACAUAUGCUUCAAUUUUGUGGUAUUACGAAUGAUUAGCUUUGGAUGUGAUUACUGCUGGGCGAUUCACUCUUCUCAUUUUGAUCACAAGAAACAUAUGCAGCGAUGUCAGGUUUGCAAUUCUGGCAAGAUAUGCUACAUUGCUUUGCAGGAGAAGGGGCUCAGUGUUGACAGAUACACAUUCCUAACAUAUUUAUGCUACUUGACAUAUGCUCCACUCUAUAUUGCUGGACCUAUUGUUGGAUACAAUGCAUUUGCAGCUCAGUUAGAAGUAGCUCAGAAAAAUUAUUCAUUUGCACAAAUAUCUUGGUAUGGCCUGAGGUGGAUCUUGAGUUUCCUUCUUAUGGAAUCCAUGACACACUUUUUCCACUACAAUGCCUUUGUAGUUAGCCGAUUAUGGCAGCAGUUAUCGCCGUUUGAGAUCUUCAUCAUCAGUUAUGGGGUGUUAAAUUUUAUGUGGUUGAAAUUCUUUCUUAUUUGGCGCUACUUCAGGUUUUUUUCACUGGUAGGAGGAGUUGAGACACCUGAAAACAUGCCUAGGUGUAUAAAUAAUUGCCACGACCUGGAGAGUUUCUGGAAAAGCUGGCAUGCUUCUUUUAACAGAUGGUUGGUCAGGUACUUGUACAUUCCUCUUGGUGGUUCUCAAAGAAAGCUACUUAGUAUCUGGGUGAUAUUCACAUUUGUAGCUGUCUGGCAUGAUCUGGAAUGGAGACUUGUUUCAUGGGCAUGGUUAACUUGCUUAUUUUUCAUUCCAGAAAUAUUGGUCAAAUCUUUGUCCAACAAAUUUAAGGCAAGAAGUUCCCUUGAGAUGUUCGUUCACCGUGAGUUCAGAGCAAUUGCCGGUGCUGUGACAAUCAGCUGCCUUAUGGUGGCAAACCUUGUCGGUUACGUUGUUGGACCAUCUGGGAUCAAAAUUCUGAUUUCGCAAAUGCUUGGGGAUGAUGCUCUACCUGUCCUUGCAUUUAUCUUUACCUCGUUCUACGUGGGCGUUAAGCUUAUGUUCCAUGUACGUGAUGCUAGCAAGAAUCAAGGGUGAUGGGCCUGAAGAGCAAGGAUCCGGUUUUAACUGUGAUCGAAGAUACAGUGAAGACAAUUGGCUUCCAAUUUUGUUGGCUCUGUUUAGUUAACACAAACAGACGGCUUGUUAGUGUUGGCAUCCGGUUUUGGUAUUUUGCUAUAGACUAGGGCUAAGGGCUCAGUGAUCGGCCUGAUGAAUGACCUGGAGCGUUUUGCUUCUAACUUGUAACCACGAUUUCUAUUCGGAAAAUUGUUGCAUAUGUAGAAAUCGUUGCAAAUAUGAUGAUUCAAUUCAACUGUGAUGGGAUGUAAUCACGAUUUCUAUUGGGAAAUUGUCGCAAAGGUGAUCCA